Molecule: messenger RNA, 1333 nt
Organism: Eremomyces bilateralis CBS 781.70
Lineage: Eukaryota; Fungi; Ascomycota; Dothideomycetes; Eremomycetales; Eremomycetaceae
Product: ferredoxin reductase-like protein
Exons: 3
Coding region: 147-1136 (329 amino acids)
Biological process (GO): ergosterol biosynthetic process
Molecular function (GO): cytochrome-b5 reductase activity, acting on NAD(P)H
Source: RefSeq, a predicted model, not a curated record
AUCUCACAACCCGUCCAAGCUUCAGUCACGACAAACCCCGACGGUCUUGUCUCAUCUUCAAUUCUUCUCCUCACUUAUCCACAAUCCACCAUCAAUCCAAGUCAAUUGAACCUCACCCGUUCAAUAAUCCUCCCACGAUGGCAACCAUGUUUGCCCGUCAGGUGUUUCAACCUGUUCGAACCCUUCAGACGCAAGUCCGUCGGUAUGCCAGCGAGGCGCCCAAGAGCGGCGGCGGAUCGAACUCGCUCCUUAUCGCCGGUUUCCUCGGAGCAGCCACUGCUGGAGGGUACUACUACCUGACCAGCGACAAGGCGGGCGCUGCGAAGGCGACGGCACCGACAACGCCAUCGGAACCGGUGUUCAAAGGCGGCGAUCAGGGAUUCAUUUCACUGAAGUUGGACAAGAUCGAGACGUUGACUCAUAACACGAAGCAUUUCACCUUCAGCUUUGAGGAUCCGAAUGCGGUGGCAGGGUUGCCGGUUGCGUCGGCGAUUUUGACCAAGUACAAGGGACCCGAGAUGGAGAAGCCCGUCAUCCGCCCCUACACGCCCGUCAGCGCGGUAGACGAGAAAGGCCACAUCGACUUCGUGAUCAAGAAAUACGAGAAGGGGCCGAUGUCCACGCACAUGCACGACAUGUUAGAAGGGCAACGGCUGGAUUUCAAGGGGCCGAUUCCCAAGUACCCAUGGGAAACGAACAAGCACGAGCACGUCGUCAUGAUCGCCGGCGGCACUGGGAUCACGCCCAUGUACCAGGUGAUGCGCCGGAUCUUCGAGAACCCAGAGGACAAGACGAAGGUCACGCUGGUUUUUGGGAACGUGUCGGAGGGUGAUAUCCUGUUGAAGAGGGAACUGUACCACCUUGAGAACACCUACCCGCAGCGAUUCAAGGCUUUCUACGUCCUGGACAGCCCGCCGGAGAGCUGGUCAGGAGGCGUUGGGUACGUGACGAAGGAGCUGUUGAAGACCGUCAUGCCGGAGCCGAAGGAGGGGGAGAAGGUCAAGGUCUUCGUCUGCGGGCCGCCCGGCUUGUACAAAUCCAUCAGUGGCCCGAAGAAGAGCCCCGCAAACCAGGGGGAGCUGACGGGAUUCUUGAAGGAGCUGGGAUACAGCCCGGACCAGGUGUAUAAGUUCUGAGUGACAUCUCUCUACGCUAGAUUCUUGGGGGCGUGAGGAUAAUCAGGUGCAAGGUUAGAGAGCAUCUGCCACUCCGCUGUUCCAAUAGAAGUUAGAAGCCAUUCAAUGAUUUUGUCCAAUUUUGUAACAUCUAGUGAGAUAAUCAUUCAAUGAACUGCUGAAGUAAGACCCUAGCUGGAUGUAUGAAGGGUCCAUUC